This is a messenger RNA of Suillus subaureus, 1930 nucleotides long. RefSeq lists its product as uncharacterized. The coding region runs from base 173 to 1699 and encodes 508 amino acids. The transcript has 13 exons. The record is from RefSeq and is a predicted model, not a curated record. Lineage: Eukaryota; Fungi; Basidiomycota; Agaricomycetes; Boletales; Suillaceae.
GGUCGAGCCAACGCCUUCGGUAACCCUCGCUGUGCCGUUGCUCGAAGCACAUCUACAAAGUCAAGGGUGCCAACCCGGAACGAGCCUUCCGUCACCGACUGGCGGCCAGUUUAAUGCAAGCCCGAAUAGCGUAGCUUAUAGUACACAGUCUUCUGCGCCAUUGAUACUUUCUAUGCCCGUGCCCAACGCUUGCAACCCCGUGGGUGCCCCCACACUACCACCACCACCACCACCACCACCUGCGGCGCCAGUACACGUUAUCACUCUGGUUCCCAUUGUACCCGAAAAACAAGUCAAGCGAUACGACAGGGAUGUUAUAGUUAAAGAUGUGUAUGCAGCGUUUAAGGUUGAGAAAGGUUCUUUCGACUGUUCUGAGGAGCUUGCCACUGUAGCAGGGUGGGAGCCUCUCACGCACCCGGAAGGGGCUUUGUUCUUCUAUCAUCCAAAAGAAAGAGUUUUCACUGAUGCCGAUGUCCGAGACCAUGUAACUGCUGCCAAAUUAUGCGAAGUCGUCAAGGAAGCGCACAGAAAAGUGAAUGAAGCAAACAUCCCCAUGCCUGAACUCGUCGAGCUAGUGUUGGAGCGUAUCAUGACUGAUGGCGUAGAGAAGUGGGGCUACUAUUUUGCCGACCACGACAAACGCGUUGUUUUCUGGUUCGAAGACCACACAUCUGAUCCCCUUAUGAACAAAAUUCGAGGUGUAGAACGUAAAAGCCACGUCAGGCAUGCACUGGAAUCGCAAUACUGGAAACAUAUCGAACUAUUCCCAAACAAACGCUCCCUCCCAGAAGAUGUCGUCGUGAAACUCAAAGAAAUUGUCAUGCUCGCUCAGGCAGAAAAUAUUACUUCUGAAACAUGCCUAGCACCUUUUGCUUCGAAUGAGGUUGAUAGUAUGCUCGGCCUUGUGGAUUCGCUCAUGAGUAGUGCUAACAAAGAGCGUGAACACUCCGUGUGGAUUGCUGCCCGAUUCACGAGACUUUUCUGCAAUGCCAAGUUUGUGAAUUUUUGUGGACAACCAGGCGCCCGACUUGGUGUAGACCAAUCGUUAUACGGAAAACCCAACGUCCACUCGAAAAGGAUCCUUCGCGUCAUGAAUGUUUUUCUGUUUGGAUCAUUUGAUGCUCAGAGCAAGGCUGUUCACAGGAUUUGGGUCGAUGAAACCAUGGUUCAGCCGCGGUGGAAGAAUUUUAUCGAUAGGCUUACCACUGAAUGGAAUGGAUACACAAUAUAUUCUACUGUGAUGCUUGCGGUUGAUAUCAGCUUUCUCGCGGUCCAAUCUGUUCAGACCCAAAUGGCCGCAACUCUUCUAACAUAUCUGUCUACCCUCUGCGUCAUGGGUUCGUUAGUAGUCUCGCUGGUUUUGGCCGGACAAGUUAAUGACAGCCGACGAAGGUCUGCUGAAGAGGUGGCCUCUUUCAUGGUAGGGAUGUCGCGUUCUAUGCUUGGCCUCGAGAGCCUUGCCCUCAUGUUGAGUCUGCCGUUUUCACUCCUGAUUUGGGCAAUGGCAUUCUUUGCUGCAGCAUUGUCUGUUCUGAUUUUCCGCACUGCUGGCGUUGUCGUCGUCUCGAUUGCAUCUCCAAUUUGGUUCGCUAUAUUUUGCCUAGCGAUGUGGCUCAUGCUGGCGGCCAAUGAUUUUCACAUCUCUCACCUGAGGUCUUGGAUCAUAGAACGAGUGUCACAGGUUACCAGUCCCGUCUAGUUUGGAUAGACUGUGAUUGCAGGGAUAUUAUAUUCUGUGUCAGGAGGAGAAAAUGAAGAUGAUGAGGCUAUUUGCCAUCCAUCGACGGUUUGCCUCAUUACGGGGUCGGCUAUACUGCUUAGUAUUUCAACGGUUCUGAAUGGAAGCAUGAUACAUGAAAAAUUAUCUCAUCUUUACAUCGCGUUCUUGUGUAUUGUAAUCUCUUUGUUGGUGUUCCUCGCUAGUCUAUUU